Pygocentrus nattereri (red-bellied piranha) is the source of this 948-nucleotide messenger RNA. Its product is annotated as homeobox protein Meis1-like. The coding region runs from base 103 to 417 and encodes 104 amino acids. Gene Ontology annotation, biological process: positive regulation of cell population proliferation; brain development; eye development. Gene Ontology annotation, molecular function: DNA-binding transcription activator activity, RNA polymerase II-specific; RNA polymerase II cis-regulatory region sequence-specific DNA binding. The transcript is spliced from 6 exons. Lineage: Eukaryota; Metazoa; Chordata; Actinopteri; Characiformes; Serrasalmidae. The record is from RefSeq and is a predicted model, not a curated record.
AGCCUAGAAAACAACUUAGCUUCUCCAGGAACAGAUGAAGACGACCCAGAUAAGAAACGGCAGAAGAAGCGAGGGAUUUUUCCCAAAGUGGCGACCAACAUCAUGCGAGCCUGGCUCUUCCAGCACCUCACGCACCCCUACCCCUCUGAAGAACAGAAGAAGCAGUUAGCUCAGGACACAGGCCUCACCAUCUUACAAGUGAAUAACUGGUUUAUUAACGCCAGGAGGAGGAUAGUGCAGCCCAUGAUUGACCAGUCCAACCGAGCAGUGAACCAGGGAACUCCAUACAGCCCAGACGGGCAGCCAAUGGGGGGCUUCGUUCUGGACAGUCAGCAGCACAUGGGCCUCCGACCUCCCGGUCCAAUGGGUGGCAUGGGCAUGAACAUGGGAAUGGACGGGCAGUGGCACUACAUGUAACUCUCCACACCAGCGCUGUGAACGGGGUUCCACAACAGCUCUUUGGGAUUCUCCAGCACCAGCUGAGGAGUGUUACAGACCAACACAGCACCUGUCCUCGUUAGACCACACACACACACACACACACACACACACACACACACACACACACACACACACACACACACUCCGCUCAGCAUGGUGCUCCAAACCCCCACCAACCCCCACGACCCCCACCACUGGAUCCAACCUGGAGAUACACACCAACACAGGACCACCAGAGGAGCUUAAAAACUCUAAACAAGAACUAAUGAAAGACCCAGAGGAGUUGAGGCCUGUUGGCUUUCUUGAUUUGCUUGUUUGUUCAUGACGGGACUGCCUUUUUUAUUUUUAUUAUUAUUUAUUUAUUUGGAUCAUUUUUACCAUGAGGACCAGAGCGUGUGGACACUUUCGCUCACCACAAGGCUGACAUUCCACCGCACACACAGACACACACACACACACACACACACACACACACACACACACACACACACACACACACACACAGAG